Messenger RNA from Rhipicephalus sanguineus (brown dog tick), 1800 nucleotides. It is a transcript of the gene grp, whose product is annotated as serine/threonine-protein kinase Chk1. The record is from RefSeq and is a predicted model, not a curated record. NCBI's taxonomy places the organism in Eukaryota, Metazoa, Arthropoda, Arachnida, Ixodida, Ixodidae. The transcript is spliced from 15 exons. Gene Ontology annotation, cellular component: cytoplasm. Gene Ontology annotation, molecular function: protein serine/threonine kinase activity; ATP binding; tau-protein kinase activity. Gene Ontology annotation, biological process: microtubule cytoskeleton organization; DNA damage checkpoint signaling; protein phosphorylation. The coding region runs from base 75 to 1577 and encodes 500 amino acids.
UAGCGAUUUUCUAAUGAAACGAAAACUUUGAAUUGGGUUCGUGCGAGAGAUUACAUGACUUGACAUAAAGUGCCAUGGGCCUUACUCCCGGUACGCAGUCCAUGGCAGCAUGCCCUUCGUCCACUGCUUCAAGCACCAUGAAGCACGAGUUUGUGGAAGGCUGGGAUUUAACGCAAGUGCUGGGUGAAGGAGCGUAUGGGGAAGUUAAACUUCUAGUGAACAGGGCAACCCAAGAGGCAGUCGCAGUCAAGGUGUUGUACAAUAGUGACCACGCUGAGGCAGCCGAGAGCUUUAGGAAGGAGAUAUGUGUUCAUCGAAUGCUUAACCAUGAAAACAUUAUUAAGUAUUAUGGCCAUAGGAAGGAUGGGAAUCAUCAAUAUAUUUUUCUAGAGUAUGCUUCUGGUGGUGAGCUGUUUGACAGGAUAGAGCCUGAUUGUGGUGUGGACCAAGCAGUUGCCCAGAAGUAUUUCAAGCAGAUAAUGGCUGGAGUGGAGUACCUGCAUGCAAAAGGGGUGGCACAUCGGGACCUGAAGCCUGAGAACAUCCUAUUAGAUGCCAAUGACACCAUCAAGAUCUCGGACUUUGGUAUGGCCACGGUGUUCAGAUUUCGGGGAGAAGAACGGCUACUUGUGAAGAGGUGUGGUACUUUGCCAUACAUUGCCCCUGAAGUACUUGUCAAGCAGUAUCGAGCAGAGCCUGCUGAUAUCUGGAGUUGCGGGGUCAUACUGGUCGCACUGCUAGGUGGUGAACUGCCUUGGGAUAAGCCUUCCGCAUGUUGCCAAGAGUACAAAGACUGGAAGGACUGCAAGAUUACUGUGCCACCGUGGUCAAAGCUGGACAAUGCAGUCCUUUCACUGCUUCGAAAGAUACUCAUGCCAAACCCUGCCAAGAGGUACACAAUAGAGCAAAUCAAAAACCACCAAUGGAUGAAGAAAGUUCUCAAGUCAAAGAAUGCCAAUACCAAGUGGCUGGGUAGCAGUGCGGACUCGCACACACGCAAAGUUAGCUGCUUCGACAUUGGCCAGGCAGCUGAUGCAAGCAGGGAUGACACCAUCACCAGGCUCUCAAGUUCACAGCCAGAUCCGUUGCGCAGGGGUGUUGAGCCAAGUCUUGAACUGGCCUCCGAUGCAGAUGUGCUUGCACAACGUGUUAGCUUUUCUCAGCCAGCGCACCUCGAUGACAUGCUACUGAGCACACAGACUCAGGGUACACAGAGUUCUUCACAGACACCUCUUCAGAGGUUGGUGAAGCGUAUGACAAGGUUCUUUGUUACCACUGACGCCCAACAGACUGUUGAGGAGCUCAAGUCACUCUUUGAGCGGCUGGGUUAUUCUUGGAAGACUAACUCCCCAGGACAGAUCACUGUAACCACGCAAGACAAACGCAAAGCGCAGCUGGUGUUUAAAGCAAGCUUGAUUGAGAUGAGUGCAAAGAUCCUUGUGGACUUCAGGCUGUCUCGUGGUGACGGCUUGGAGUUCAAGAAGCACUUCGUGAUCAUCAGGAGCCACCUGUCUGAACACAUUGCCAAAGGGCCCGUCAGCUGGCCCAUAGCUGUGGCUACUAACAGCAUUCCCUGACCCACGUCGUAGUAGUCUAGUGCUGCCUUCAUGAUACUGACUGGCAGAAUCUCAAGUGCCAAUAGUGCCUGCCUAGCAAUUCCUACAUUCUUACCUGAUCGUGUGUACAUUGUAGUGUAAAUAGUGCUACGCUAAUGAGUCUCGUAUUUUAGUGAAUGGCUUUGACCUAAUCACUAGAAGUUCGGCAUGCUGUAAACAAUAAAAGUGCCUUUUUAUGAUUUUA